AUGUCAUCAACUGCUGUUCAGAACUGCCGAUCGGCGGUAAAGGCCCAGCAGGAAUCGCGAGAAACACCCCUACGUGACAUAGAUCCCGAUUCGCUCGUUAUACAACUUAGUGGUCAUCUAAAGAGCAUUCCUUUGCCAGAGACCCUCCGCUUUGGGGAUGUUUGCACAGACCAUAUGUUAGAAAUUGACUACGAUCCUGCAACGGGCUGGUCUGUGCCUGUCAUAAAGCCCUAUGCGUCCAUAAGCCUCGACCCUGCUUGCUCAAUAUUCCAUUAUACCCCCGCACUAUUCGAAGGGAUGAAGGCGUACCUUGGACCAAGCGGAAAACCUCUUUUGUUUAGGCCUGAACUGAAUAUGAAGCGAAUGGCCGCAAGCACCGCUCGCCUCGCUUUACCAGCUUUUAAUACUGCCGCUCUCUUAAUUCUAAUCAAGAAGCUUGUCGUGAUUGAUAAACGCUGGAUACCCUCCCUUCCUGGAUAUAGUUUAUACAUAAGACCCACUCUGAUAGGGACACGCCCAUCUUUGGGUGUGGCACCGUCGUCACAUGCAAAGCUUUUUGUAAUUCUAUCACCAACCGGGCCUUAUUUCCCCUCUGGGUUCAAACCUAUAUCUCUAUACGCUGAGUACGAUGCUGUCAGGUCAUGGCCUGGCGGUACUGGUGCCUACAAAUUAGGCAUCAAUUAUACACCAUGCUUUCAGCCUCAAGCGGAGGCCAGUAAGAGGGGCUAUCAACAGCUUCUAUGGAUCCUUGGCGAAGAUCGCCAUAUUACCGAAGUGGGUCAGAUGAACUUCUUCAUAGUAGUUGAACGGAGCGAUGGCGAUUUCGAUGUCGUAACACCUCCAUUAGAUGGCACCAUCCUACCCGGGGUGACUCGCGCGUCUGUGAUUGCUCUUGGAUCCCUGCUGUUCUCGGAUCCUGCUCUCCAGCGCUAUGCUCUAGCCCUCAAGGGCAAAAGGCUUCGCAUGAGGGAAGAAUCCAUCACUAUGUCGAGGCUCCGGUCAUUAUCGAAGUCAGGGGAGCUCGUUGAGGCGUUUGGGGCUAGUACAGCAGCGAUUAUCGCCCCCAUAGGGAGGAUUGGUUAUGAAGAGGCUGAUAUUCUCUUGCCUGUGCAUGAAGAAGGUUUGGGUCCUGUGGCAGGUACCUUCUACCGGACAUUAAUUGCUAUUCAAGAGGGCAAGGUGGACUGGGAAGGGUGGUCCGUAUCUUGCGAAUGA
Molecule: messenger RNA, 1215 nt
Organism: Cantharellus anzutake
Lineage: Eukaryota; Fungi; Basidiomycota; Agaricomycetes; Cantharellales; Hydnaceae
Exons: 6
Coding region: 1-1215 (404 amino acids)
Biological process (GO): L-leucine biosynthetic process; L-valine biosynthetic process
Cellular component (GO): mitochondrion
Molecular function (GO): branched-chain-amino-acid:2-oxoglutarate transaminase activity
Source: RefSeq, a predicted model, not a curated record